Helianthus annuus (common sunflower) is the source of this 948-nucleotide messenger RNA. RefSeq names its product probable LRR receptor-like serine/threonine-protein kinase At3g47570. The record is from RefSeq and is a predicted model, not a curated record. Gene Ontology annotation, molecular function: protein binding. Bases 1 to 948 code for a protein of 315 amino acids. NCBI's taxonomy places the organism in Eukaryota, Viridiplantae, Streptophyta, Magnoliopsida, Asterales, Asteraceae. The transcript is spliced from 3 exons.
AUGAAUUCAAAACAAUCAAUUAUUUGCUUAUCAUCUUCCUCUUAUCUUCACUUUCUCUUUUAUGUUUUUGUUAUAUUUCUAACUUUCACCACCAUCUCAGCUUCCUAUACUGACGGAAAUGAGACCGAUCAUCAGGCUUUGCUCAAGAUCAAGUCGAUGAUCGCUCAAGAUCCAUAUGGAGUUCUAAACUCAUGGAAUGAUUCCUUUCAUUUCUGUGACUGGACUGGUGUUACAUGUGGGAAGCGACACCGAAGAGUGACUUAUUUAGAAUUGACCUCACAAGAUGGAAAUCAAAUACACGGAAACCUCCCUGGAUCAAUAGUUAAUCUAGCUGGUUUGGAGUUGAUAUCACUAGAAGAUAACCGAUUUACAGGAAACAUCCACUUCACCAUUGGAAACCUUCAAAGGCUACAAGUUAUUUAUUUAUACAAUAACCAACUUUCAGGGCCGAUUCCUAAUUCUACGGGAAACUUAUCAUUGUUGAGUACACUUGAUUUAUCUUUAAACAUGUUGGAAGGGGUAAUUCCAUCAAGCUUGGGAAAUUGCCAUAAACUUUUAGAGUUGUACCUUAGUGGCAAUAAACUUCACGGGAAAAUACCUACACGACUUCUUCAACUUUCAUCUCUAUCAAAAACAAUGGAUCUUUCUCAAAACAACCUAUAUGGUUCACUUCCAAAUGAGGUUGGAGAUCUAAAGAUGUUGAGUAAUCUGGAUAUUUCUAAUAAUAAUUUAUCAGGUAACAUUCCUAGUAGCCUUGAUGGUUGUUCUAGCCUUUCAAGGUUGUCUCUCAAAGGCAACUUAUUUCAAGUACCAAUGGUAGGAAUGUUUGCCAAUGCAAGUGCAUUCUCUGUUUUGGGGAAUACUAGGCUUUGUGGUGGCCUUGCUAUACUUGGGUUACCUAAAUGCAAGGAGACAAAGAAACAUACAAAAAGAUUCCUUUAUUCUUAA